AAAUCUAAUAAUAUUUAUUUAAUAGAACUAGCGGCAAUGAAUCGCUUUGUAUAUGAAGAGGCUCGUUUAACAGAAAACGAGUCAUUCGUGAGUCGUGAUCGCAACGUCAAAAUCUAUGAUGGAGAUCAGAAGACGGAAUUUGAAGAUGGGGAAGUGGUGCUAACGACUCAUAGAUUAUUUUGGGGGCGUCCUGGAGAAAUAGCUCGCGCAGCCAUUACUCUUUGUCUGCCACUUAGCUAUGUUAUCUCUCUCAGUGAGGAAACAACGGCCUCCAAUUUUUUUGGACGCAAAACACGGAUAAUACUGCACUUGCAUCCGCCCAGCGUAAAUAAACCCCCUGGGCCACUGGACACAAGUCGGGCUACCCACAUAAAACUCUCAGGUAAAAAUGGCCUAAGCGUGGAGUUCCACACCGCGCUGCGAGAGACUUUAAAUGCGCGUGUCUGGACCAUCGCAUUGACGAAUGAGACCAUUCUCAAGGGACCAGAAUCGACGUUAAGUGUGGGUGAUAAGUUAGCUAGGAUUCAAAAGCGCACGGGAAUAGGUGGAAUAGAGCGGCACCUAGAAGCGAAAGCCAAGGAAACAGACGAGAACAUAGCACUUGCAUUUCAGGAUCUAAGUGUUCUUAUGGCUAUGGCAAAGGAUAUGGUAGGCGUGUCCAAAAAUAUAAGCAGCAAAAUACGUGAGCAAAGAGGUGAAAUAUCCGAGGAUGAAACAGUUCGAUUCAAAUCCUAUCUGCUUAGCUUGGGCAUUGAUGAUCCUGUGACACGUGACAAUUUUACCAGCAAUUCGGCUUACUUUAAUAGUCUGGCUCAACAAAUAUGCGGAAUGCUACUCGAUCCAAUUGAAGAACAUGGAGGCAUGAUGUCCCUGGCUGAUGUAUAUUGUCGUGUGAAUCGCGCUCGGGGUCUGGAACUUCUUUCACCCGAGGACUUGCUGCAUGCGUGCGAACGGCUUAGUGGUCCUAUUAAGCUACGUCGUUUUCCCAGCGGCGCAAUGGUUUUACAGCUCGAAUCUCAUGAUGAUGAGCUUAUUUCUAUUGAUACAUUAGAAAUAGUGCGCUCUGCGGAAUCCUUGGCGGUGGAGGAGCUGGCUAAGGUGCUGAACAUUUCGCUAUUGUUGGCUAAGGAGCGACUGCUCGUGGCAGAGAGACUGGGGAAAGUUUGUCGGGAUGAGUCCGUGGAGGGGUUGCGCUUCUAUCCAAAUCGAUUGCUUGCUUGUGAUGACUAAAUGUAAAUCUAUAUA
This is a messenger RNA of Drosophila navojoa, 1245 nucleotides long. It is a transcript of the gene Vps36, whose product is annotated as vacuolar protein sorting 36. Gene Ontology annotation, cellular component: ESCRT II complex; late endosome membrane. Gene Ontology annotation, molecular function: phosphatidylinositol-3-phosphate binding; ubiquitin binding. Lineage: Eukaryota; Metazoa; Arthropoda; Insecta; Diptera; Drosophilidae. Gene Ontology annotation, biological process: protein transport to vacuole involved in ubiquitin-dependent protein catabolic process via the multivesicular body sorting pathway. The record is from RefSeq and is a predicted model, not a curated record.